This is a messenger RNA of Zingiber officinale, 1895 nucleotides long. Its product is annotated as protein indeterminate-domain 16-like. The record is from RefSeq and is a predicted model, not a curated record. Bases 366 to 1637 code for a protein of 423 amino acids. Gene Ontology annotation, cellular component: nucleus. The transcript has 3 exons. Lineage: Eukaryota; Viridiplantae; Streptophyta; Magnoliopsida; Zingiberales; Zingiberaceae. Gene Ontology annotation, molecular function: DNA-binding transcription factor activity.
CUUUCUCUCUUUUCUCUCCUUCUCUCCUUCUGAAAGAUCAUCAUCAUCAGUCUCCUCCUCAUCCUCCUCCUCUCACCAUUACAAGACCAAUUCCAUCUCGAUCUUCCCCAAAUAAUAAUAAUAAUAAUAAUAUUAUUAUUAUUAUUGUUAUGGAUCUCCUCAAUUGAAUUGAGCUUGUAGCUGUUACAAAGCUGUCUUCCUGUGUUACAUAGAUAUCUAGCUCGCUUCCAAACGCACAAAACAAGAUUCUUGAGGAAGGCUGGCCUGAGAACUUCCCUUCUUCUUGGGCCUUGGCCGUUCUCUGCCUACUUAUAGCUCACUCGCUCACUAUUUUGCGCGAUCCAUAUCGCUAGGUAGGUAGUUCAAUGUUAGGCUCUCCGUCGCCGGCUCCUCCGUCUCCGCUCGGCUUCAAUGUGGGGGGAGGCAAGAAAAAGCGGCGGCCGGCGGGGACUCCAGAUCCGGACGCGGAGGUGGUGUCGCUGUCGCCGCGGACGCUGCUGGAGUCGGACCGGUACGUGUGCGAGAUCUGCAACCAGGGGUUCCAGCGGGACCAGAACCUGCAGAUGCACCGGCGGCGGCACAAGGUGCCGUGGAAGCUGCUGAAGCGGGAGGCGUCGGAGGUGCGGAAGCGGGUGUUCGUGUGCCCGGAGCCGAGCUGCCUGCACCACGACCCCUGCCACGCCCUCGGCGAUUUGGUCGGCAUCAAGAAGCACUUCCGCCGCAAGCACAGCAACCACCGCCAGUGGGUCUGCGCCAAGUGCUCCAAGGCCUACGCCGUCCAGUCCGACUACAAGGCGCACCUCAAGACCUGCGGCACCCGCGGCCACUCCUGCGACUGCGGCCGCGUCUUCUCCAGAGUGGAGAGCUUCAUCGAGCACCAGGACACGUGCACUUCCGGCGGAGCUCGGGCGGACCUCCACGUAGGGCCGGCAACGGCGGCGGCGGCGGCGGCGUGCUUGUCCAGGACGACCUCCAGCCCUAGCCCCUCCAGCGACACCAACUUCGCCCCCGGCACUUGGCCCGCAGGGCCCGCCCUGAGAAUGGCCAUCCAUCCCUACCUCGGCGCCGAUCAACCGUCUUCCUCUAGGUCCGUAAUUCACCCGCACCGCCGCAACGAGCUCCAACUCCUUCCCGCUCACACCCGCCCUGCGGGUUCCUCCGCCCCCGCGUUAACGUCUCCGGCGAAGGAGGAAGCGAUGGAUGCGACGAGAUUGCAGCUGUCGAUCGGACCCCCGGCCGACGAGGAGCCCGCCCGCCGCUCCGAGAACGAUCACGGGUCGGUGGUGGAGCAGCUGAAGCGGGCGAUGGUGGAGAAGUCGCUGGCCGACGAGGCGAGGCAGCAGGCGAGGAGGCAGCUGGAGCUGGCCGAGCACGAGCUGGAGAACGCGAAGCGGAUACGGCAGCAGGCGCAGGCGGAGCUCAGCCGGGCGCACGCCAUCCGCGACGGCGCCGUGAGGCAGAUCAACGCCGCGCUGCUGCAGGUCACGUGCUACGCCUGCCGGCAGCAGUUCCAAGUGCCGGCGGUGACGGCCUCCGAGGAGAACAACUCCUUCGUCGUCAGCUACAUGUCGUCGGUGGUCACCGAGGGCGAGGAGGACAUGACGAACGACGGCCGUAACCGCCGGGAAAAGAUCUAGCUAGCUAGCUAUAUCUACCUCCCUCCAACUUAUUGCCACAACUCAAUUAAUUAAUAUAACUGCAUUCCAAUGAUCGAUAUUAUAUAGAUCCUCUUCUCCAUUUUCUCCUUAAUUCUCUCUAUCUCUCCCUAAAUAUAAUUAAUAUUGUUGGGUGAUGCAUGUAAAUUAAUAUCGAACGUCGUGCUAUUGAGACAUGCAAUUGGAUUGUAAUAUAUUUUAUGUUCAAUGUUCAUCAAUCAUCAUCUCCAUCUUUAUAUA